GAGAGGCUACGUGAGUUCAUCACGUCGGAGAUCACUAGGGGCAUCCUUGAGUCGACCCCCAUCAUCUUUGGGUCGAUCAAGGAAGGGAUCGUGGAGAUGAUGGAGGAUCGCCUACGGGCAUUCAGGAGCGACUUGGCCUCUAGCCAGUCAGGAUCUCGCACACUGUCCUUCAAGGACUUCAGGAGCAGUGGUGCGCCGGAUUUCCAUGGGGUGAAGGACCCCAUUGUCGCCAGGCGGUGGAUUGCGGAUAUCGAAUCCGCCCAGUUGAUCAGCUUCUGCCCCGAGGGGUCGAAGGUGAGGUACGCAGCAGGGUGUUUACGGGACCGGGCCCGAGAUUGGUGGGAGUCAGUGGGUGACUCGAUGGGAGCCUCGGCUAUCGAGGCAAUGACCUGGUCGGACUUUGUGGCUAGGUUCAGGGCAGAGUUUGCACCAGCGGUCGAGCUUCAGCAGCUGGCCAGGGAGUUCUUAGACAUGAGGCAGACGACAGAGACCGUGGCGGAGAUCACCGCCAAGUUUCGGGAGAGGGCUUUAUUGGUGCCCCAGUAUGCAGGUGACGAGGAUAUGAGGAGGACUCGUUACCACGAUAUGCUACGAGCUGACAUUCGGGAGCAUGUUAGUUUUUCGGCUUGCCCUACCCUGGACUCCAUGAUUGCCAGGGCUAGGGAGAGAGAGAUAGAUUUGGAGCACAUCCGGAAACGGAAACUUGAGGAUGGUCAGUCAUCGGGGGCUUCGGGGAAGAAGCCCAAGGGAUCAGAUGGGAGGCCGAAAGGCCAGUCGGGACCGAGCCGCUGCAGGAGGUGCGGCAGGCCGCACGAGGGGGCGUGCAGGAUGGGAUCGUCAGGCUGCUACAAGUGCGGCAAGUUUGGGCAUAUCAGCAGGGAUUGCACUGCUCCUGCGACCGUUAUUCAGACAUCGGAGUUGCUGUGUUUCCACUGCAACCAGAGGGGCCACAAGAAGGCCAAUUGCCCCAUGUUGACAGCUUCAGCGCCAGUGAAGGCGCCAGCUCCAGCGACCCUGCGGAUCACGGAUGGCCGUCAGGGCAAGGCAGAGGCUCCAGUGGUGAGGAGUCGGGCAUUCCAGUUGACUGCCGAGGAGGCACGCGCCGCGCCCGAUGUGGUGACGGGUACCUCUGCAUCGAAGGGGAAGGAGCCGGCGCGGUAGCGGCACGUCAUACACACACUCUUCGGUUUCCGCAUUUAUGAGAUUUACUGGGAUUGUACUCUGAUAUUUGAUGGGAUGUACGGUUUGGCUUUUGAGAACAUGGUUGCAAUGUGUUAUGGUGUGAACAAACAAUGUUUCUUUUUAUUUAGACAAUGUUUUUAUUUAUUAAUAUUUUCUAAAGUAAUAUCAAAAAAAAAAAAAAAAAAUUUGGGUCGUUACAGAAUCGGUGAGUCAAGGGAUGACUCGGUGAGUGGUGUGCGAGUGGACUCAGAGUUGUUGGACUCGGC
This is a messenger RNA of Lactuca sativa (garden lettuce), 1448 nucleotides long. NCBI's taxonomy places the organism in Eukaryota, Viridiplantae, Streptophyta, Magnoliopsida, Asterales, Asteraceae. The record is from RefSeq and is a predicted model, not a curated record.